Molecule: messenger RNA, 291 nt
Organism: Cylicostephanus goldi
Lineage: Eukaryota; Metazoa; Nematoda; Chromadorea; Rhabditida; Strongylidae
Source: the annotation of a GenBank genome assembly
AUGCCUUACGAUGACUUCAAGCAGAGAUACGCCAUUCUGGCUGCUGAAGCUGCUAAGAGCGCCAAGACUGAUAAAGAAGCCGGAGAAAAAAUUGCUGAUGCUCUCAUCAAUAGCAAUUCCAUCAAAGUCGAAGAAUUUCAAUGUGGUCUCACUAAGGUGUUCUUCAAGUCUGGUGUGCUUGCCCAUUUGGAAGAACUGCGUGAUGAAGCACUUUCGAUUAUCAUCACUAAAUUCCAAUGCGCUUGCAGACACUAUCUGGCUCUCGCUGAUGUAGCUCGGAGAAAGGAGCAG